GUUCAUGUCAAUUAUAAAUCUGUCGUACACAAUUUUUAAAAGAAGAGAAUAAAAUUUUCUAUAGAAUUUGGGAAACAUUGUUAAGUUAUCUUGAAGACAAAUGUCCAUGUCUUUCAUAGAAAUCUAAUAUAACACAAAAGGAUUACGAAUAGCUCACGACUCAAGCUAUGUACGUUUGGGUAAAUAGUUAUCGGAAUCGAAAAAUUUGAAAAACCACUGAACCAGACACGUACGAAGUACCUCCAAUGUGGGUGCCACUUCUCGCUUUCGUUCUCAUCGUGCUGCAUCAGGUGCCCUCGAUCGCCAGCCUGUUUGACGCCUUUCAAGACCAGUUGGUAACGUAUCUGCGUCCUGACGAGCCGCACAUCCAGGAUGGCCAGACGCUUCUCAAGAUGCUGUACGUCCAGAACCGCGUCCAUGUCUACUGUCAGCGCCCCGCAGCCCCAACUGUGUGGAACGUGUUCCGGAGCAGCCGCUUGCACCUGCAGAUCGCCGCUGGUGGAGAGUACAGUCAGUAUAAAGGGGCCACCGUGCAGGAAGUCUACCAGGCACAUCGCGAGCGUACGGAGUGCUACGAGGGAAAACCGCUGGGGCUUUCGGCUCAGGAGCACCGAAUUGUCUCGCUGGCCGCCCACAGCCACGCCUGUUAUGGCAUCUACACGGACCACCCGUUCGUCCUCACGCUGGUAGUCGUCAGCUGCGACCUUGAGCGGGUGGCGCAGUUUUCCUUCGGCUUCGUCUUGUGGCUGAGCAGCCCGCACCUGGCGGACUCGCUGCUCUGCCUCUACUGCUCGGCUGCGGCCUUGGGCGCCCAUCUGGCGGGCGUGGUCGUGGUGGGAAUUGCCCUAUUGGCAUCUGGCGACGGACGACCCCUGCGACUGAGGCCGCUCAAGGGGAAUUUUAAACAGGUACUUGAAGAGAAGCCAACUGUGAUGGCCCUGGCGUUGGUGGGUGGUGCCUGGGCGCUCCAGUCCACCUGCCAGAGAUUCAGUUCCCUGUGGCGGCGCCCUCUACUGCGCUGCCUUCACCGCCGCCUGCUGAGGAUCACCGCCUACUGGCUGAUCCUCACCGCCUCCGAUCACAGGGGCUUCGGAUGGGUCUGCCUUUCGGUGCUGCUGCCCUGGCCGGAACUCUGGUGGCUGCUGCGCUGGCUGAGGACCCAAUACGUUCGCCACCAGCGACGGCUUGUGCCCCCAAAGGCUCGCCCGCUGCUCAGCGAGGAGGAGUUUCAAGCACGGUCGCGAUUGGAAACGCUGCGAGCUGUGAGGGAUUUGCGCGACACUUUGCGCCAGAAUCCGCCCUCAUGGCAGCUGGUGUCACAGCUGCAGCAGCCGCAGCACUUUGCCAGGUUUCUGAGCGGUGGCAGUCACUUGGGCAACCCUCGCCCUGAUUUUGACCCAAUUUUAUCGCAAAGAAAAAGAUGUUAUGGUCCUGACCAUUGUUCAACCCAAGGAAAUAGCAGUAUCAGCAGCUCGAAGAUUCGUCGUCGACAUGAGAAGCGGGAGCGACAGGGCGAGGAGAAUAGCAGUGCCUCUAACUGUGAGUGCUGCUCCGUUUCAAAUAUUCUUAGUCGACCCUCCACGUGGAACUGCCUCAACAGACGCCUUCGGUUGACGCUUAACAGAAGCCAGGAGGAGUGUCCAGAGACUUUUUCCUCCUCCAGGAGUUCGGUGAACAUCUUAUACCGCAACCCAAACUUUGCAAGCCCCGCGUGCAGACUCGACGAUCAUUAAGCUUGGCGAAACCUAUUUUGAGACAAUAGAAUUGACGAAGCAAUCGAAUGGAACUCAAAGGGAGGCAGGCCACUUAGGCCUGAAAAAGUAUCCUUUUUGGGGAAGUCGGUGGAUACCGACUAUUGGAAGAGGCAUGCAAAGUUCACAAGCAAAAAUGCAUAGCAGGCAAAGACUAGUUCCAAGAUUUUAAACGGACAGACCAUAUGAACCUAUAAAAAAAAUCUUGUAAUGGCAAUCGACAACAAACUGGAAGAUAUUGAAAACACGUUUUAAUAGGUUUAAAUUUUUAUAUGUUUAAAUUUAAAUCUGUAAUUAUUUGCUUAAUGGUUAUUUACUAAACUUUUGAAAUUGUAAACAC
Molecule: messenger RNA, 2091 nt
Organism: Drosophila gunungcola (fruit fly)
Lineage: Eukaryota; Metazoa; Arthropoda; Insecta; Diptera; Drosophilidae
Exons: 2
Coding region: 246-1733 (495 amino acids)
Cellular component (GO): nuclear envelope
Source: RefSeq, a predicted model, not a curated record